CGGCCUCGCUCCGGCCCCUUCUCUCUGCCCUGCCACGUACGGGCGGCGGCGGCCGUGCCCGGGGCUGGACGGGGGGGCUGCACCGGCGGGACGGCGGAGAAGCCAGACUUCCUGUUCCCUGCAUUGACAGCGCAUGGCGGCUUAUCCUAACUCUGCCCUGCAGUGAGGUGGGAAAACUCUCCCAUAAUCCAGCAGCACUAAACAGACAAGGUCUGAGGUGAUAAGGAAGCCACCAUGAAUGGGCAGCUGGACCUAAGUGGGAAGCUGAUCAUCAAAGCUCAGCUUGGGGAGGAUAUUAGGAGAAUCCCUAUUCAUAAUGAAGAUAUCACCUAUGAUGAAUUGGUGCUAAUGAUGCAAAGAGUUUUUAGAGGAAAACUUCUGAGCAAUGAUGAAGUCACAAUAAAAUAUAAAGAUGAAGAUGGAGAUCUUAUAACAAUUUUUGAUAGCUCAGAUCUCUCCUUUGCAAUUCAAUGCAGUAGGAUACUUAAGCUGACAUUGUUUGUGAAUGGCCAACCAAGACCCCUAGAAUCCAACCAGGUGAAGUACCUGCGCCGGGAGCUGAUAGAACUUCGCAAUAAAGUCAAUCGUUUGCUGGACUGUUUAGAGCCGCCAGCGGAACCAGGGCUCUCCACUAACCUGCCUGAGAGUGAUGCUGUAGAUGGUAGGGACGAAAAGCCUGCUGCUGCUGACGCUAAUGUUAAGCCAUCCACUCAAGUUAUAGCAGCGAGCAUGUCUGCAUUCGAUCCGCUAAAGAACCAGGAUGAAAUCAGCAAGAAUGUCAUGUCAGCCUUUGGCUUGACAGAUGAUCAGGUGUCAGGACCGCCCAGUGCCCCUGCAGAGGAGCGAUCAGGAACGCCGGACAGCAUCGCUUCCUCCUCUUCUGCAGCCCAUCCCCCUGGGGUCCAGGCACAGCAGCCCCCCUACCCCAGCCCGCAGCCACAGACAGGGCAGGUGGAAGGUCAGAUGUAUCAGCAGUACCAGCAGCCUGGUUACCCUGCUCAGCAGCCGCAGGCUCAGCCCCAGCAGCAGUACGGCGUGCAGUACCCAGCAGGCUACAGCCAGCAGCAGCCCCCGUCGCAGCAAGCGCAGCAGUUCCCGGCCUACAGCCAGGCGGCCGCCCCGGCCCCGGCCGCCGCCUUCCCGGGCCAGGCGCAGCAGCUGCCGGCGCAGCAGCCGCAGUACGCGACGGGCAGCUUCCCCCCGCAGCCCUACACCACGCAGGCCUCGCAGCCCGCCGCCUACAGCGGCUCCCAGGCGGCCCCGGGCACCUUCCAGCCGCGGCCCGGCUUCACCCCCCCGCCCGGCAGCACCAUGACUCCCCCGCCCAGCGGGCCCAACCCCUACGCCCGCAGCCGUCCCCCGUUCGGGCCGCAGGGCUACACCCAGCCCGGGCCCGGCUACCGCUAAGGAGGUGCCCGAAGACAGCGACUGACGCGUGCGAUUCCAUCCCGACAGACUCCAGAAUUUUUAAUUGAGAUUCCAAAACUGUAAUGAGGCAAAACUAUAGCUGUUAAUUAAAUUCUGCUGGGGGGAGGGAAAUGACCAAAUCUUUCCUGCUUUAAAUUGUAUUCGCUUCCUAGUUUAAUUUGGGGCUGGGUGGUUUUUGGAAAACACUACUUAAAUGUCUGUAAAGUGAUUGACAUUCUAGCUUGCCUUGUCUGAGGGAUAUGAAGAUACUAGUUGGAAGUUUAGCCCACUUAUCAGGCUUGUUCUUACUAAUACCAUGAUGUACUAAAUUAGAUUCAUUCUGGAGGUCAAACUAGAUAUGAUGUAUUAUAAAUUGUAAUGUUCACAUGGAAAAACUAAUAAAAACCCUGAAUCUAUUAAA
Molecule: messenger RNA, 1828 nt
Organism: Melospiza melodia melodia
Lineage: Eukaryota; Metazoa; Chordata; Aves; Passeriformes; Passerellidae
Gene: TFG
Product: trafficking from ER to golgi regulator
Exons: 9
Coding region: 235-1407 (390 amino acids)
Biological process (GO): endoplasmic reticulum to Golgi vesicle-mediated transport; COPII vesicle coat assembly
Cellular component (GO): endoplasmic reticulum exit site
Molecular function (GO): identical protein binding
Source: RefSeq, a predicted model, not a curated record